Messenger RNA from Daphnia carinata, 1680 nucleotides. It is a transcript of the gene Got2, whose product is annotated as aspartate aminotransferase, mitochondrial-like. The transcript has 7 exons. Gene Ontology annotation, biological process: biosynthetic process; L-aspartate catabolic process. Lineage: Eukaryota; Metazoa; Arthropoda; Branchiopoda; Diplostraca; Daphniidae. The record is from RefSeq and is a predicted model, not a curated record. Gene Ontology annotation, cellular component: mitochondrion. Bases 82 to 1374 code for a protein of 430 amino acids. Gene Ontology annotation, molecular function: pyridoxal phosphate binding; L-aspartate:2-oxoglutarate transaminase activity.
AGAAUUUUUAUUCGGCGCCAGACCAGGGUUGUAGACGUGCACUUUCGGUGUGUGAAAUUGGGAAACCUUUUUUAGCACAUCAUGUCGCUUAUCUCUUCUCUUAAAAUUUUUUCUCCGUCGUCGUUGAAUACAACGCAAAAUGCUCUGUCGGUCGUCUCAUCGAGAGCUAACUCAUGGUGGUCCCACGUCGAAAUGGGUCCCCCCGACCCAAUCUUGGGAGUAACUGAGGCAUUUAAGAGAGACACAAAUCCCAAGAAAAUGAAUUUGGGUGUAGGAGCUUACCGUGAUGAUAAUGGCAAACCAUUUAUCUUGCCAGCUGUGAAAAUGGCUGAAGCUGAAAUUGCAAAGAAAAACAUGGAUAAAGAGUAUUCUCCAAUUUCUGGUAGCCCUGAAUUCUGCAAAGCUUCAAUCAACCUUGCCCUUGGGGAAGACAAUGAGUGGACUAAAAAUGGCUUGAAUGCUACAGUGCAAGGAAUUUCUGGAACUGGUUCGCUACGUAUUGGCACAGCUUUCUUGUCUGCUUUCUUUCCUGGUGGCAAAGAUCUUUACUUGCCAACACCUACAUGGGGAAAUCACGUUCCUCUGGCUAAGCAUGCCGGUCUCGGAGUCAAACAGUACAGAUACUACGAUCCCAAAACCUGUGGUUUCGAUUUCCAUGGAGCUCUGCAAGAUAUCGCUAAAAUUCCCGAACGCUCUAUGAUUCUUUUGCAUGCCUGUGCACAUAAUCCUACCGGAGUUGACCCAAAACCAGAGCAGUGGGCUGAAAUGUCCAAAGUCAUUAAAGAAAAGAAACUAUUCCCGUUCUUUGACAUGGCUUACCAGGGAUUUGCAUCUGGUGAUAUUGACAAAGAUGCUGCCCCUGUAAGAAUGUUCUUGAAGGAUGGUCACCAAAUCGCCCUCUCCCAGUCGUACGCCAAGAACAUGGGCUUGUAUGGUGAACGUGCUGGUGCAUUCUCACUUAUCUGCAGUAGCAAGGAAGAAGCAGCUGCUACCAUGUCCCAGUUAAAGAUCAUCAUUCGUCCCAUGUAUUCGAACCCACCCGUCACUGGUGCUCGUAUUGCCACCGAGAUCCUCACCACUCCUGCUCUACGCUCUCAGUGGCUUCUCGACGUUAAAGGCAUGGCUGAUCGCAUCAUUUCGAUGCGCCAGUUGCUGCGUUCCAAUUUGGCCAAGGAGGGAUCUUCACGCGACUGGGCCCAUAUUACCGAUCAAAUCGGUAUGUUCUGCUUCACUGGAAUGAAUCCUGCUCAGGUGGAGAAACUGACCAAGGACUUCAGCGUAUACCUUACCAAGGAUGGACGCAUUUCUGUUGCCGGAAUCACUUCCAAGAAUGUGGAAUAUCUGGCUCAUGCCAUCCACCAAGUGACAAAGUAAACCCAUGAACUCGAAAAUCCACCCCGUCCCCCAUCACUGAUAUUUCUGGAAGAGGGUACAUGCACCUUUAUCGGCUAGCUAUAGUCAACUGGCGGAUAUCACCACGCGAAAUGAAACCUACACUCCCUUCCCCUUUCCCUCUCAUUAUUUCCCGUCUGAUUCCCCAGUUAUUUUCUCCCUAAUGGUAAUGGUAGUCUUCAAGCUUUAGCAAUCGGAGAAGAUAAUCGCCACUGGAUUGGAAGGACGUACAAUAACUAUACACUUGUACAAAUCCCGGUCGUGGGAAAUAGAUGGUGAUAGUCUUUA